UUUCAUUUUAACAAUAUAAAUACAAGCCUUCCUGAUUCCAACAAUUUCAUAUAGUAUCAUGGAGAAACAGUCUAAGCUGAAGAACAAGAUCUUUAAGAUAAUACCAAAAGCAGCUGCUGCAGUGGCCGUGACAUUCCAAAACCCUCCCUUCAGCCCGGGCAGAGAUCACAAACUGAGAUCGGAAAACGCUGCAACCAGGUGGGUCAAACCUCAUGCUCAUGGGGGCAAAGGGUUCUCUGGCCCUAUAGUUUCUAUGAUUCCGAAUGAAGCAAGAAGAAAGGCAAAAGAUGGGGGAAUUGAAACUCAAGAACCCACUUCACCAAAAAUCUCCUGUAUGGGACAGAUCAAGCACAAGAAGAAACAGAUUAAAAAAGACAAGGCUAAGACCAUGUCACUGCCUACACAAACAAAAACCAGAGGCCCUGUUGUUGGCAGUGCCUCAUCCACUCCCAGAGACACAGAGGAAAAGAAACGCACUUCUAAGUUGCAGAGGAUGUUCUUCCACACCCCCAAACCCAAAACUGCGGCGAGAAAACCCGAUGCUUCUGCGUCUGAUGACAGAGCGCCACCGCUGGGGGAGAUGAGGCGUUUUGCAAGUGGGCGUGAAACUUUCUCUAAUUUCGAUUGGAAGGCUCAGAUAGCGCCUGAGGAAAUUGAGGAAAGGGAUUGUUAUUCAGAUGAUGACAGAGUGGAGAGUGAUGCUGAAGAAGAUGUCAUAAUCCCCUUCUCUGCUCCUAUUAUGCUCGGUGGUGGUGGUGGUGGUCCAGAAAGUGUACCUAAUUUGCAGCCGCGGAAAGAAAUUAAUCUAUGGAAGAGAAGAACCAUGGCUCCACCUAGGCCUCUUCAGUUGAAUCCAGUGCUUACGGCAAAAUGAUUCUUUCGUUGUUGAAAUCGUAGAUUUUUUUGUUUUUGUUUAUUCAUUUCUUGGAUCAUUUGGGUUGUCAGAAUUGCAGAUAAUACGUUUAGAUACAAACAAAUAUGGUUCUUUUCGACUUGGCUCAAUGGGCUUGUACUUCGUUUUUACUUUUUGUUUGUUUCCAUGUAUAGAAAAUAUGGUAAUCAUAGCAUAGCAAACGCCAUUGAUUUGAUUCAUCAAAGUACAAGUUCAAGUCAAUUAUUAUUAUUAUUAUUGUUCAACGAGGAAGAUGAUAAUAAAAUAAAUGG
Abrus precatorius (Indian licorice) is the source of this 1164-nucleotide messenger RNA. RefSeq lists its product as uncharacterized. The transcript has a single exon. Bases 59 to 874 code for a protein of 271 amino acids. Lineage: Eukaryota; Viridiplantae; Streptophyta; Magnoliopsida; Fabales; Fabaceae. The record is from RefSeq and is a predicted model, not a curated record.